Tripterygium wilfordii is the source of this 624-nucleotide messenger RNA. RefSeq names its product nuclear transcription factor Y subunit B-3-like. The transcript has a single exon. Gene Ontology annotation, biological process: regulation of transcription by RNA polymerase II. Gene Ontology annotation, molecular function: protein heterodimerization activity; RNA polymerase II cis-regulatory region sequence-specific DNA binding; DNA-binding transcription activator activity, RNA polymerase II-specific. The record is from RefSeq and is a predicted model, not a curated record. Bases 1 to 624 code for a protein of 207 amino acids. Lineage: Eukaryota; Viridiplantae; Streptophyta; Magnoliopsida; Celastrales; Celastraceae. Gene Ontology annotation, cellular component: nucleus; CCAAT-binding factor complex.
AUGGCUGGCAAAAGAAGCCAAACCUCAAGCCCGAUCAGGAGCCCUUCCUCGGACAAUAGCUCCUCAGCCAAAUUAGAUCAAGAACGGUUUCUUCCGAUCGCAAAUGUCAAUCGUAUAAUGAAAAAAUCACUUCCUGCCAAUGCAAAGGUAUCCAAAGAAGCUAAAGAAACCGUCCUAGAAUGUGUGUCCGAGUUCAUUAGCUUCAUAACUGGCGAAGCAUCCGAAAAGUGCCAACGUGAGAAGAGGAAGACGAUCAACGGUGACGAUCUUUUGUGGGCGAUGACGACAUUAGGGUUUGAGAAUUACGUUGUGCCAUUGAAGGUUCAUCUCAACAAGUAUAGAGACAUUGAGGGAGAGAAGAACUUGUUGGCUAGAUCACAAGAAGACCAGUCUUCCACUAAUAAUACAAAUGAAAUGGUGAUCAACAAAGUCAAUAGUCCCAUUCUGGCUAGUAAGAUAGAAUUUCAAGGGUUUAAUAGUGGACUUCUCUCCCUUGGUGCUCCAAAGAGCUUUGAAUUUGGAGAGAAUUGUGUGAAUCUCAACUUCAAUGUGAGUAGGGUUUGUGAAAAUGGUGAUGGGAAUGGCAACAGAGCUCAUAUUCUUCAUCAUGGGCCUCAAUGGUAA